GAUAUUGUUAAAAUUAGAGUUUUUGAUUUAAAUUUGUUCAAUAAAUAUAUUAAAUUCUCUUAUAUUUAUUGAAUUUUAUAUAUUAAGUUCUGGUAAUUGUGAAAGAGAGUGUGGUGUCCUCAUAUAAUAUAGAGAAUAUGGCAAUGUUAUUCAGUAGAAGUGCAUCUGUACUCUGGCAGAAUCCACAACAUAGGCUUUUGUUGAGCAAAACAUUCUGUACUUUAGACUAUAAGAAUUACAGAGAAAAUAGGCACAAAUAUGAGUACAGACAGACUCGUAAUUAUAAAAAUUUUGGUCAUACCAGAACAAAACAUACCUUUAAAUAUAGUUUGACACUUUUCAUCCCCACCAUUGGAUUAUUUAUAUCUACGUGUGUUGGUUGGGAUCGAUUAUUUAAUAUAAUACCUAAAGUACCUAAAGUAGAAGCAGCCAGCAUGUUAGUGGAAAAGAUUCAGGAUAAUGAAAACAUGGAACAGACAGAACAAGAUUUACAAAAGAAGAAGAAAAAAAAAGACAAGAUUGGAUUUCGCGAUAGAAAGAUAAUAGAGUACGAGAACAGGAUAAGGGCGUAUUCAACGCCAGAUAAAAUCUUUCGUUAUUUUGCAACUGUUAAAAUGACUAACUUAAACAAUGUUGAAAUAUAUAUGACACCUGAUGAUUUUAUACGUGCUAUCACACCAAACAUGCAACAGCCAAAUGGUCUUGGACUGGAUCAGUACAAGCGUUAUGAUCCAAAGAAUAUUCAUACAAAAUUAGAAUUGGAAUUGGAUGAAGACAGCAUCUUUUACAAACUGGGCAGUGCAGGCCUCAUUACUUUCUCUGAUUACAUCUUUUUGUUGACAGUAUUAUCAACCUCCAGACGACACUUUGAAAUUGCCUUUAGAAUGUUCGAUUUCAAUGGUGAUGGCGACGUCGAUUCCGAGGAAUUUGGAAAAGUGGCUACGUUGAUACGGCAACAAACUAGUAUAGGCACUCGACAUCGUGAUCAUGCAACCACAGGAAAUACAUUUAAGGGAGUGAAUUCCGCACUAACUACGUAUUUCUUUGGACCACAAAUGAAUCAGAAAUUAACCAUCGAGAAAUUCUUGGAUUUUCAACAACAACUGCAACGAGAGAUUUUGAGUCUUGAGUUUGAACGACGAAAUCCAGAUGAAAAUGGUAAUAUCACUGAGGUAGAUUUUACGGAAUUACUAUUGGCUUAUGCCGGAUAUUCAGCGAAAAAGAAGGCGAAGAUGUUGAAAAGGGUGAAAAAGACCUUCAAAGAAAAUCCGAAAGGGAUUAGCAAAGAAGAAUAUCUCAAAUUCUUUCACUUUUUAAAUAACAUUAAUGAUGUAGAUACAGCCCUGACAUUUUAUCAUAUAGCCGGCGCAUCUAUCGAUCAAGCGACAUUAAAACAUGUAGCAAAAACUGUAGCGCACGUCGAUCUGAGCGAUCAUAUUAUUCAAGUGGUGUAUACAAUUUUUGACGAAAACAUGGAUGGACAACUUAGCAAUCGGGAAUUCGUUGCUGUGAUGAAAAAUCGUGUUCUUCGCGGUUUGGAAAAAUCGAAAGAUACUGGAUUUGUCAAGUUAAUUCAAUCUUUGAUAAAGUGUGCAAAAAACAGCAAUCUCCUGUCGUACGAUAAAUAAUUAAAGC
Molecule: messenger RNA, 1635 nt
Organism: Camponotus floridanus (Florida carpenter ant)
Lineage: Eukaryota; Metazoa; Arthropoda; Insecta; Hymenoptera; Formicidae
Gene: MICU1
Product: calcium uptake protein 1 homolog, mitochondrial
Exons: 12
Coding region: 138-1628 (496 amino acids)
Biological process (GO): calcium import into the mitochondrion; mitochondrial calcium ion homeostasis
Cellular component (GO): uniplex complex
Molecular function (GO): calcium ion binding
Source: RefSeq, a predicted model, not a curated record